CAUCAGACUACAUAUUUGGCACUCCAAAGUCCAAAACCAUAUAUUCAUAACCAUUUCAAACCAUAAUGAUACUCUCUUCCGUUAUCUUCUUCUUUCUUUUGCUAACAACUUCUUCAAGCUCAUUAGACACAAUAACCGUGCAUCAAAACAUCACUGAUGGGGAAACCAUUUCGUCUGUGAAUGAAAGGUAUGAGCUGGGUUUCUUUAGCCCUGGCAGUUCAAAAAACCGAUAUCUUGGGAUAUGGUUUAAAAACACGACACCUCUUAGCGUUAUAUGGGUUGCUAACAGGGAGACUCCACUUAAGAAUCACUUAGGCACGGUCAAAUUGGACAGCCUAGGACACUUGUCUAUUCUCGAUGGUGCAGGCGCUGUCGUUUGGUCAUCCAACUCCUCUGCACCCAACACCUCUGUUAAACCCAUAGCACAACUCUUGAGUACUGGCAAUUUGGUAAUCAAGGAUGAAGUUAGUCUCGAUGAGGACGACUUCAUUUGGCAAAGUUUUGAUUACCCUUGUGAUACAAUCGUAUCAGGAAUGAAAAUGGGCAAAAAUUUCAUAACAGGAAGAGAAAUGUAUUUGACAUCUUGGAAAAAUGAAGUUGAUCCAUCCCCAGGUGAGUAUAUAUGGAGGUAUUUAAUGGUUAAAGAUAAAUACCCUCAAGAAUACCUGUGGAAAAAUUCUGUGAUGUUACACAGGUUUGGCCCAUAUAAUGGCGACGAGUUUUCUGGUCAGACAAAAUAUAAUGCCAUAGACAAAGAUAUUAUGGUUCUAAAUGAAGAAGAUAUGCAUAUUCAGUUCACACAUUAUAGUACUCAAUACGCAAUAAUGUUCAAACUGACUCCUGGUGGUAAGGUUAAUAUUUCGCAUCUAAUUAUGCACAAUCAUGAAUGGAUACAAGAUCAAUUUUUACCGAAUGAUAAGUGUGAUGAAUACGGGCUUUGUGGCCCAUAUGGAAUCUGUAGUUCUGUAACUCCUCCUUACUGUGAAUGUAUGAAAGGGUUUGAACAAAUAAGUACUACAAACAAAACAAGUCCCGGGAAUGGGACUAUGGAAUGCCGACGAAGUAAACCCUUGAAUUGUGGGGUUAGAGAGGGAUUUGUCAUGUAUUCAAGCUUGAAGUUGCCGGACACUCAGAAUGCUGUCUAUAACAGGAGCAUGAGUCUCCAAGAAUGCCAGGUCGCUUGCACGAAUAACUGCUCUUGUACCGCCUAUGCAAAUCCAAACAUUACCGAAGCUGCAGUUGGAUGCUUGCUAUGGUUUGGCGAUUUGAUUGAUGUUCGAGUGUAUCAGCAAACAGGACAGGAUCUUUAUGUUAGAAUGGCAGACUCUGAACUACUAGAUGCCCAUUCCAAGUUCUCUAGGAAAAAACGUGUAAUCAUCACCGUUACCUUGUCAAUAUCAGCUGGUUUUAUUGGCUUGAUAUUGGCACUGUAUAUUUGGAGUAGGAAAAUGAAGAAGAGAUCAUCAGAUGUGGAAAGAAAAGGUAGGCCAGGAAAAGCACUUGAUAAAGAUAAAAAGUCAAAUAGCAUGAAAGAAAAUACAGAGUUGCCAUUAUUUACCUUAUCACAAAUAUCUGAGGCCACCAAUAAGUUCGAUGUCAAAAACAAGCUUGGAGAAGGUGGGUUUGGUCCGGUUUACAAGGGCAUACUUGAAGGACAAGAGGUCGCUGUGAAGCUACUCUCAACUUCUUCGAGACAAGGAGUUGACGAAUUUAAGAAUGAAGUUAUAUGCAUUGGUAAACUUCAACAUCGAAAUCUUGUGAAGCUCUUGGGAUAUUGCAAUGAUGAUGAUGGGACCAUUUUAGUCUAUGAAUAUAUGCCUAACAAAAGCCUGGAUACUUAUAUAUUUGAUGAAAACUUGAAGUCACAACUGAAUUGGUCACACCGCUUCCAUAUAAUUUGUGGGAUCGCUCGAGGUCUUCUUUAUCUUCAUCAAGAUUCCCAGCCUACAGUUGUACAUAGGGAUUUAAAAGCAGGAAACAUUUUACUUGAUCUUCAGAUGCGUCCAAAGAUAUCUGACUUUGGUUUGGCCAGAAUGUUUGAUGGACAAGAAAGUGAAGCAAAUACGAAGAGAGUGGUGGGAACUUUGGGAUACAUAUCUCCAGAGUAUGCGGUGAAUGGUGUCUUCUCGACCAAAUCAGAUAUUUUCAGCUUUGGAGUUUUGGUAUUGGAGAUUGUGAGCGGAAAGAAAAAUAGAGGUUUUGUUGAUGAAGAUCAUAACGAUAACCUUCUUGGCCAUGCAUGGAGACUUUACAAUGAAAACAAGUUUCUUGAACUAGUUGACACAUGUUUACACAAGUCUUAUUCUGUUUCUGAAGUUGUGCGAUCAGUGCACAUUGGCUUAUUGUGUGUACAACAUCAAGCAGAAGAUAGACCAAAUGCACAAUUCGUGGUUGAUAUGUUGGACGGCGAAGGUUCAUUACCUUCUCCAAAAAAACCAGGUUUCUUUGUUCAAGGAAGUGAGAUUGUAUCCAACUCAGUUCUUCAUUCAAUUAAUGGAUUAACAUUAAGUCAAAUACAUGGUCGAUAAGGAACUAUUUGAACCAUAUAUGUAUUUCUUAAGUGGUGAUAUAUUUGAGAUUACUAUAUGAAUUUGUAUAAAA
Erigeron canadensis is the source of this 2601-nucleotide messenger RNA. Its product is annotated as G-type lectin S-receptor-like serine/threonine-protein kinase At4g27290. Gene Ontology annotation, biological process: recognition of pollen; protein phosphorylation. Lineage: Eukaryota; Viridiplantae; Streptophyta; Magnoliopsida; Asterales; Asteraceae. The record is from RefSeq and is a predicted model, not a curated record. The transcript is spliced from 7 exons. Bases 66 to 2528 code for a protein of 820 amino acids. Gene Ontology annotation, molecular function: ATP binding; protein serine/threonine kinase activity.